Xylaria bambusicola is the source of this 3099-nucleotide messenger RNA. RefSeq names its product fungal-specific transcription factor domain-containing protein. Gene Ontology annotation, cellular component: chromatin. Lineage: Eukaryota; Fungi; Ascomycota; Sordariomycetes; Xylariales; Xylariaceae. The record is from RefSeq and is a predicted model, not a curated record. Gene Ontology annotation, biological process: regulation of transcription by RNA polymerase II; DNA-templated transcription. The transcript is spliced from 3 exons. Bases 1 to 3099 code for a protein of 1032 amino acids. Gene Ontology annotation, molecular function: RNA polymerase II cis-regulatory region sequence-specific DNA binding; DNA-binding transcription factor activity, RNA polymerase II-specific; zinc ion binding.
AUGACUUCCGUCCUAGUGGUCCAGCCUAGAGAUAUCAAGGCGUCCCUGUCUGUAACUCAACCAUUUUCUAUCAUGACCCAAACACGCCGGCCAACACCGCCACUACAGGCGAAGGCGGAGGAGGACCCUGAGUGCCUCCCCAAUCAAGCUGAGGAUUAUGAGAUCGAUGAUGUGGAUAGUGAUGGUGACGGUGACAUAAAGAAUGAGAAUUCAUCUAACUCUGAAGGUCCGGUAAAGAAGCGUAGGCGGAGUCGGAAAGGCCUAGAUAAAAAAUUCGAGUGCCCUACCGAAGGUUGCGGCAAAAGUUAUUCCAGAGCCGAACACCUCCACCGUCACCAGCUGAAUCACACUCCCAAACAGAUAUACAGAUGCAACUUUCCGGACUGUAACCGCGAGUUUGUCCGACUCGAUCUGUGCAACCGCCACAGGGAUCGUCAUACCGCAAAGGGAUCCGCGUUGAGCCGGAAAGACUCUUUAAUUAGUCAAAGCUCUCCGGUCGACAACGUAAGAUCUCCGUACCCUACCCCUGCUUCGACCACUAUGUCGCCCAAGCACACCAAGUUAGGCAAUGUUGCUUUGAGGACAGAACACGCAGCUCACUCUCAAUACCAGUCACCAAAGGACGGCGUUGGUAUUGGCACACCAUACACUCCCAUGGCCAGCACAUCUCCAGCCACGUUCCCUCAUCCUGGCCCUUCCAACCUUUCAGACGCAUACAUGCACUCCGACCAGGUAUCUACUUAUAACCCAAGACUUGCUCACCAAUCCCCAACUGGUCAGCAGCAGCGCCUUCAUUCUCAUUCAGGUGGUAGUGCCUAUGGUGUUUUGUCACCUGUGUCAACGCACUCUGGUAGCUACCACCUGCAACCCAUUCAUACGCCUCAGUCUGCCCCCACCAUGCCAUUUGUUGCGCCGAACAAUUUCCCUGCUUUCUCGCUACCUCCUUCAGACUUCAAUGCUGCUAAUGGCGUUGGAGCUGGAUCUACAUCCACGCCUCAGUACGCACCGGCAGCCUCGACCGAUUAUGGCGAACAUUCUCAUCCCCAAACGUCGACUGAUAUGAUGUUACUUGAUCAAAUGACGGCACAAGCUACAAUGCCCGUUUUUGGCCCAGACGGCAUGAUAAACAAAUCGCCGUAUGUAUCAAUUCCCGAAGACUUCGUGGCUUACCUGUUCAAUACGACAUCACCUAACAGAUCCCCGUCGACUGUGGGUCAUAUCGUCACUCGGAAUCCGUACUCAAGUUAUGGCGAUUACCAACAGCAAUACAGCGUGCAAUAUUCUGGGUGCGAUGGUGUUCCACUUGGCUACUUCCCACCUGGUCAAGUAAUGGCGGUGACGAAUUUACUGGACUCUAACCUUCCAGAAUCGAUCCUAUCUGACGAAAAGAGCCAAGAGAUAUUCGAUUUGAUCAAGGAACGGUUCGAUGAGAACAGCCAUGCUCCCGUCGAUCGGCAAGGAGAGAAUCUCCUCGAGGGAGACCGAAGUGAUGACGAGCAUAUGCUGAGUCGCAAGAUGAUGCAGAUAUACAUAGGGUCUUACUGGCUCCACUUUAGCGAUCAGGUUCCCAUCCUCCACAAACCGACGUUUUCGCCAGAUAGAACAGAAAAUCUUCUUCUAAUAGCCGUCAUGGCCAUAGGCGCUGCCUGUCUGGAUCGCAGCCACGGAGUCAAAGCCUUGCAAGCGGGAGCAAACCUCUCCAACUUUUUAGCUUGGAAUCUGAGAUGGGAAAUGUUCAAAGACACAAGCUGCAGGCCGCCCGCGAAAUUAUGGGCAUUUCAGACCAUGAUAUUACUCGAGUUAUACGAAAAGAUGUACUCUACUCGUGAACUUCACGAACGAGCUCAUAUAUUUCAUGCUACAACCAUUACCCUGAUGCGACGAGGUCGGUCCCUGAUAGGAAAGUCGGCACUAGACUCUCCACCGAGCGCACGAGAUGAUAGAUCAACCAGCGCUGGGUCUCGACAGUCCUCCACAUCUGGCCCAGCACAUACACCAGAUGAGUGGUGGAAUACCUGGAUUACAAACGAGAGCACGCGACGUGCAGCCUUUACAGCCUUCUUGAUCGAUUCGAUCCACGCGACCAUGUUUGGGCACUCGACGGUGAUGGUAGCACACGAGAUGCGUCUUCCCCUACCGUGCGACGAUCAACUUUGGAAAGCCACCACCGGUGCUGAGGUAGGUCGAAUCGAGUCGAAUCAUAUGUCGAACGGCAUCAAGCCAAUGCCGUUUUUAGAGGGAUUGAAGCGGACCCUGGCUGGACAGGAAGUACACACCAACCCGUUUGGACGGCAAAUUCUCAUGGCCGGUCUACUAAGCGUGAGUUGGCAUAUGAAUCAGCGCGAUCUUCAAGUCAGCUCUCUAGGUCCCAACAUGUCGCAGGCGCUCGGUGGUCGGGACAAAUGGCGGGGCACUUUAAUGAGGGCUUUCGACUCAUGGAGAAACGAGUUUGACAAGGCCCUCCAGCAUUCGAACCUAGCAUUCGACCCUUAUAGCUCCGACAGAAGAAAUGAUGCCAAUGUGGUGUUCGAGAGCAGGACGGUGCUGCACCACCUAGCCCACAUGGCGAUGCACGUGGACAUCGUAGACUGCCAGAUCUUUGCUCGCGCGAAACGCCUCAUAGGGCGGGCGAUCGGCUCGCAAGAUCUGAGUAGUGCGCAAAGGAGGAUGAAGGACCACUGGGCACCGUCAGCGCGAGCUCGCGAUGCCACAUUCUACGCCAUCAAAUUUCUGUGCUCGGUGCUCCUUGACGGCACGCAGUAUUGCGCCCGAGAUGAUGUCCUUCUGAACAGGCCAUGGGUUCUUUACUUCGCGGCCUUGGUCGUCUGGUGUUAUGGGUUCGCCAUAGCUGGGCCCUGCCCCGGGUAUGUGGUACCGAGCAACCGCGAAGAGAAGCACGCGCAAAUGCGUGAUUAUUUACAGAGGCUCGGUUCGAUACAAACUCCCGACGAUCUCAAGGUCAUGAAAGAUGUCAACAAAAGCAGUGCCCUCUUGGCUGUGUUGAAGGAUACGUUUGGCUUGACUCGCUGGGAACUCCUCCACGAAGGAGCCACGCUGUUGGACAAUUGCAUUCAACUGAACAGCGGCAGUAUGAUAUAG